Messenger RNA from Otolemur garnettii (small-eared galago), 4117 nucleotides. It is a transcript of the gene RNF20, whose product is annotated as ring finger protein 20. The coding region runs from base 269 to 3196 and encodes 975 amino acids. The record is from RefSeq and is a predicted model, not a curated record. Gene Ontology annotation, cellular component: HULC complex; nucleus. Gene Ontology annotation, molecular function: metal ion binding; ubiquitin protein ligase activity. NCBI's taxonomy places the organism in Eukaryota, Metazoa, Chordata, Mammalia, Primates, Galagidae. The transcript has 21 exons.
CGCCCUGCUGCUUUGGUCUUGGUGAGCAACUGCCGCGCGUUCUGCUUCUGGGCAGCGCGAGUUAAAAGAACCCAGGCGAGGUCCUAUUCAUGCUGUUGACGCCGAUACCUCUCUCCUGGAGCUUGAAUCGGAAGCAGAGUAGUCUUUGUCGUCUCCGUGGUAGCAGGGUUCCUUCCUGAAGUCGCCAGAGUGCUUUAGCAUCCAUUUCUCCUCCUUUGAGCUCCGAAACCCUGGGAGACAGGAAAAACAGCUAUCAUCUUAUGCCAAGAUGUCAGGAAUUGGAAAUAAAAGAGCAGCGGGAGAGCCAGGCACAUCCAUGCCUCCGGAGAAGAAGACAGCUGUCGAAGAUGCAGGGACCACAGUGGAAACAAUUAAGUUAGGGGGUGUCUCUUCAACGGAGGAACUAGACAUUCGAACACUGCAGACGAAAAAUCGCAAGCUGGCAGAAAUGCUGGAUCAGCGGCAGGCCAUUGAAGACGAGCUCCGCGAGCACAUUGAAAAACUGGAGCGACGGCAGGCCACCGAUGACGCCUCACUCUUGAUUGUCAACCGGUACUGGAGUCAGUUUGAUGAAAACAUCCGUAUCAUCCUUAAGCGUUAUGAUCUGGAACAGGGUUUGGGAGACCUGCUAACAGAAAGGAAAGCCCUGGUUGUGCCUGAACCAGAACCGGACUCAGACAGUAAUCAGGAACGCAAAGAUGACCGAGAGAGAGGGGAAGGGCAAGAGCCAGCUUUCUCUUUCCUUGCUACUUUGGCCAGCAGUUCCAGUGAAGAGAUGGAGUCUCAGCUGCAGGAGCGUGUGGAGUCUUCCCGCCGAGCCGUAUCCCAGAUUGUGACCGUCUAUGAUAAGUUGCAAGAGAAAGUGGAGCUCUUAUCCCGGAAGUUAAAUAGUGGAGAUAAUCUGAUAGUAGAGGAAGCAGUACAGGAGCUGAAUUCCUUCCUUGCACAAGAGAACAUGCGGCUGCAGGAAUUGACAGACCUCCUUCAGGAGAAGCAUCGCACCAUGUCUCAGGAGUUCUCCAAGUUGCAGAGUAAAGUGGAGACAGCUGAGUCACGAGUAUCUGUCCUGGAGUCCAUGAUUGAUGAUCUGCAGUGGGAUAUUGAUAAAAUUCGGAAGAGGGAACAGCGACUUAACCGACACUUAGCUGAAGUCCUAGAACGGGUGAAUUCAAAAGGUUAUAAGGUGUAUGGAGCAGGGAGCAGUCUCUAUGGUGGCACCAUCACUAUCAACGCCAGGAAGUUUGAGGAAAUGAAUGCAGAGCUUGAGGAGAACAAAGAAUUGGCUCAGAAUCGUCUCUGUGAGCUGGAGAAACUUCGGCAAGACUUUGAGGAAGUCACUACACAAAAUGAAAAGCUGAAGGUGGAAUUGCGGAGUGCAGUGGAGGAAGUGGUUAAGGAAACUCCAGAAUAUCGCUGCAUGCAAUCACAGUUCUCCGUCCUGUACAACGAGAGCCUACAGUUGAAAGCACACUUGGAUGAGGCUCGGACCCUGCUUCACGGCACCAGGGGAACCCAUCAACGCCAGGUCGAGCUCAUUGAGCGAGAUGAAGUCAGUCUUCAUAAGAAGCUGAGGACCGAAGUUAUCCAGCUGGAAGAUACACUGGCCCAAGUCCGCAAGGAGUAUGAAAUGCUGAGGAUAGAGUUUGAGCAGACACUCGCUGCCAAUGAACAAGCAGGCCCCAUAAACCGGGAGAUGCGCCACCUCAUCAGCAGCCUCCAGAAUCACAAUCACCAGCUGAAAGGGGAGGUCCUAAGGUAUAAGCGGAAAUUGAGAGAAGCCCAGUCUGACCUGAACAAGACACGUCUGCGUAGUGGCAGUGCCCUCCUGCAGUCUCAGUCUAGUACCGAGGACUCGAAGGACGAGCCUGCAGAGCUAAAGCAAGACUCUGAGGACUUACCUGCCCAGUCCUCAGCAUCAAAGGCAUCUCAGGAGGAUGCCAAUGAAAUGAAGUCCAAGCGGGAUGAAGAAGAACGGGAGCGAGAAAGGAGGGAGAAAGAGAGGGAGCGAGAAAGAGAACGGGAGAAGGAAAAGGAGAGAGAGAGAGAGAAGCAGAAACUGAAAGAGUCAGAAAAAGAGAGAGAUUCUGCUAAGGACAAAGAGAAAGGCAAACAUGAUGAUGGAAGGAAAAAGGAAGCAGAAAUUAUCAAACAGCUGAAGAUUGAACUCAAGAAGGCACAAGAGAGCCAAAAGGAGAUGAAACUGUUACUAGACAUGUACCGCUCUGCCCCAAAGGAACAGAGAGACAAAGUGCAGCUGAUGGCGGCCGAGAAGAAGUCUAAGGCAGAGUUGGACGAUCUAAGGCAAAGACUCAAGGAUCUUGAAGAUAAGGAGAAGAAAGAGAACAAGAAAAUGGCUGAUGAAGAUGCCUUGCGGAAGAUCCGGGCAGUAGAGGAGCAGAUAGAGUACCUGCAGAAGAAGCUGGCCAUGGCCAAGCAGGAGGAAGAAGCUCUGCUCUCUGAGAUGGACGUCACCGGCCAGGCCUUUGAAGACAUGCAGGAACAAAACAUCCGCUUGAUGCAGCAGCUGCGGGAGAAAGAUGAUGCAAAUUUCAAGCUCAUGUCAGAGCGUAUCAAGUCCAAUCAGAUCCAUAAGUUGCUUAAAGAAGAGAAGGAGGAGCUGGCAGACCAGGUUUUGACUCUAAAGACUCAGGUUGAUGCCCAGUUACAGGUGGUGAGGAAACUGGAAGAGAAGGAGCAUCUGUUACAGAGCAACAUCGGCACAGGGGAGAAAGAGCUGGGCCUUCGCACCCAGGCCUUGGAGAUGAGUAAACGCAAGGCAAUGGAGGCAGCCCAGCUUGCAGAUGAGCUCAAAGCACAGCUGGAGUUGGCCCAGAAGAAACUCCAUGAUUUUCAGGAGGAGAUUGUGGAGAACAGUGUCACCAAAGAAAAGGACAUGUUCAAUUUCAAACGCGCCCAGGAGGACAUCUCUAGACUUCGAAGGAAGCUGGAGACCACUAAGAAACCAGACAAUGUACCCAAAUGUGAUGAGAUUCUGAUGGAGGAAAUUAAGGAUUACAAGGCACGCCUGACCUGUCCAUGCUGUAACAUGCGUAAAAAGGAUGCCGUGCUCACCAAGUGUUUUCAUGUUUUCUGCUUUGAAUGUGUGAAGACACGCUAUGACACCCGCCAGCGCAAAUGUCCCAAGUGCAACGCUGCUUUUGGUGCCAAUGAUUUUCAUCGCAUCUACAUUGGUUGAACCCAGUUAAGAGAAGAACAGUAGGUGGCUAGACGCGCACUUACUCCUUAACCACCAAGCCUCUACCUCCUCUCUCCUUGCGACACCUCCAGGACAGUUUUCCUGUCAGCUGCCCUUCCUCCACAGACUUUCCCGCCCAGGCCCUCGUCCUCCGCAGCAGCGGGAUAACAUUAGUGGAGAGGGCUGCUGAAUGCAAGCCUGGGGCUUUAGAAUGAAUUAGAAACAAACAGCUCUUAUGUGACUUCCCCACCAGCUUUGCUCAUUUCCUGCCUUUAGACUUUUCAACAUUUUCUUUUUCUGGCCCACAGUACCCGCUCCUCCUGAAGAAGUCAGGAUGGUAUUUGUGACAUGGAGAAGGGAACAGAGUGGAAACAUGACUAUUUGGGGAGAGUGACCUUUUAGAAAUAAGCUAUCCAUUGGACACAGUCUUUUCUUGAUUCAGAUUAUAAACUUUUUGUAAACUUGGAUUAUAAAAUGGUAUAAUUGUGCCACUCUUUCCUGGAUGGUUUGAAGCCCUAAUGAAAUUAUGUCCAGGAUGAUUCAAAACAUUUUCUAUUUACUGGCAGAGUAACUUGGUAAGAUCAGCUGGCUUCCUUGUUAAAGUUAUUUAAAUUUUGAAUGUUCUACUUAAAGUCUUUAAAAUUUCUUGAUUCCAGAAUAAUUUCAAAUAAUAUGCAUGCAGAGCCUCUUUUGUCUAUUAAUGAAAUGAAGAUUGGAGAGAUUGGGGAACAGGCCUGAGGUGGUAAAGAGGUCUUAUGGGUACUUUGGGAACUGGAUACAGAGAUGCCUUAGUGACUUAUGAAUUAUUCUUAUCUUCUUUCCACAGGGGUUUUUGUAAUCCCUAUUUCCAGGAGAUUGUCUGUGAUAUUUCUGUAGGACUUUAUAUUCUACAAGCUUCAAUUAAAGCAGGAUUCAUUGUGC